Messenger RNA from Spirodela intermedia, 8775 nucleotides. The record is from the annotation of a GenBank genome assembly. Lineage: Eukaryota; Viridiplantae; Streptophyta; Magnoliopsida; Alismatales; Araceae.
AUGAGUGGGCACGACUCCAAGUACUUCUCCACCACCAAGAAGGGGGAGAUCCCCGAGCUCAAGGAGGAGCUCAACUCCCAAUACAAGGUUUCUCUCCGACCCCCGCUAAUCCGUGCGAUUUCUCCCCGACCACAUCGAUCUGCGCUUGAAUCGCUCUCUGUAUGUGUUAUGGCCUCCCUUACGUUGUCUCUGUGACGGAAUUGGUGGUCUUGUGUCGUUUUGUGGAUGGGUUGGUCGCGGAUCUGCGGGGGGGGUUGGGCGGACGAAUGUAGAUCUGGGAGCUCGUUCACUUGAUGUCGCCGGGAGGGGAUGAUCUGAUUGGAUUAGGGAGGUUGAAUGGUUGGCCUACGUUUGUGUGCGUGAUGUUGCGGCAUGCUGCGCGGUGGAAUCUGAAAGUGGAUUGGGAGGUUUAUCGUUGUCAGCAUCGGUUCGAUGAUGUUUGCUCGUGCUUUUGAGCCUACGUAUAUGAGACGAGCGUUUUUUCAACUGUAAAUUACGCGUUCUAACACUCUGAAAGGCAUUUUGCCUUUUUUAUCUUCUUCGUCUGUCUGGUGAAGGGAUUGUCAAGACGUCGAAUGCUAUCCUUUUCUAUUUACAAUGUGUGCAAAUAUUUUAACUCACCAUUUCUUGAAAGGCUCAGUGCACAGUGGGAGGCAAUGGAAAACUUGUUUUUCCUGAGAAUCAAAGUCUCCCUUGAAAACACCCUGGCUUUUCUUUGUAAUUGAAACCCGAGAUCAGGAAGCCUCAGAUCUUAUUUGUUGUAGAGGAUGUAUCCUUACGCUAUCUCGCCAGUAAGUGCUACAGAAUUGGGAGAGGUUUAGGAGUCCGUAUUUCCAAAUUUCUUGACCUAAUUCAUUUUGAAAAUUUACUGUGAACCCCAUAAAAUAAAAAUAAAAAUAAAAAAAUUGAAUUUACCUUUCCCUGUAUUGAAUUCAUCAUCAGAUCCAUCGAGUUUUACACGCCAGACUUACUUGGCUACUUAUCCCCCUCAAAACUAUUAUCCUCAACUGAUCAGUAAUCAUUCCCAUUUUGGGCACGAUUAACUGAAAAAUUCCCAUGAGUAUCAUGGUGAAAUGGUUAAGGACAGAACUUUCAUUGCCAAUGAUGGAGAUCUGUCCGACUGCAGUGUCAGUAGCAUGGUAAAACGAAUGGUUUUUCCAUCAAUCUUAUGGCAUGAAUGCAGCGUUGAGGAUAUUAGCAAUGUAAAACUGUGAUAUCAUUGCAACUCAAUGGUGUUGAUGGAACCAAAGAAUCUGUGAUUUUCAGUGGACCGGAUGGUGUGAAAUCUCUUGUCGCUAAGAAGGCAAUGGAGAUAUAAUGUUGGAGAUAUCCUGAUUGUUGAACCGCAAUGAAGUUGCUGAAGUAAGAGGUCAUGGAGGAAGUCAAAAACCAUUUUUUUGUAUCAUUCCAUUAUUGCUGGAUGACAUUUUAUGUUAGUUGUUUGAGUAAGUUGUAUCAACUCAUAUGCAAAUUGGCUCAAUUCAGUUCAGGUCAAAAUCAUGGACAACAGCAAUGAAUCCACACCUGGGUUAUAUUUUGAUUAAUUCAAAAUGUUUGAUUGUACAUAACGAUCCUUUUUUUAUUUAUUUUGAAUGCCUUUUGAUUAUCCUCAAGUUGAUUUUGAUUGAAAUUAACUGAUUUACAGACAAUGGUUCUAACUCAUUCAGGUUCAGGUUGUAUCAUUCCAACCAAGUUUUCAUUUUAUGACUUGUGUCUGGCCAAUGUGACAAUGGUCGAGUUUCUUAGUUUUCUUAUUCUGCAAGGUUGAGUUCUUCUCAGUUUUCUGAUUUUUUAACUGUAGCUCACACCUCCUAAUCGUUCUCAUAGGAUAGGAGAAAGGAUGCAGUUAAGAAGGUGAUUGCUGCCAUGACUGUCGGAAAAGAUGUUUCGUCAUUGUUCACAGAUGUAGUGAACUGCAUGCAAACGGAGAAUCUGGAGUUGAAAAAACUUGUAUACUUAUAUCUUAUCAAUUAUGCAAAAAGCCAGCCCGACCUAGCCAUACUAGCUGUGAAUACUUUUGUCAAGGUGUGUCCUCUCUUCCUUGUAUCGCUUGCUUCUAAGGUUUUAGUAUUAUUUUAAUUAUUGGAACUAAUUCAGUGUAUGCAGGCUAUGAUUAACAUCUUUUUCAUCUGUCUUUGUCGAUGGACAUCAUUCAUUGUUUUCAUUAAGACAUUCCUGUGUGGUUCUACCCUUAUUUUAUUCGACAUCUUCUUGAAGAGAAACGUACAAAUUUGACUAUUCUGGUGGUUGGGUGUGGUAGGGAGCGGGUGGUUGCCUCUGUUGUCCCUCCGAAAGAUUAUACUUCCAUUGGCUAUAAUUUAUUUAUUUAUUUAUUGCAAAAAUAUUACUGCUCUGGAUGAAAGAUAUUGCUUUAUCUUGGAGAAAGUAUCUCAUGCGACAAUUAUUUUCAAAAAUUACCAUUUGGCAUGCUUAGGGCGACGUUUGCAUGUUUGGUGCAUUAGUAGUCCAUGAUAUUUAAUUCUUCACUCUCCCCCUGAAAAAAAAAAAUUCUUAGUUUGAUGAGUCUUUUGUGGAAUUCUGAAGAAAAACAUUAGCUAAUGUUUGCUUGCAUUCGAGGAAGUCAAUUUUUUUUUCCUGAGAUUUGUAUUAACGCAAAAGGGUGGAACGAAAUCUGUCUCGCAUGCAGCUAAAAAUGGAUAUGGUUUUAUUCAAUUAGAACUUCAAAUGAUGGAAGAUGUUUUUGAAGUCCUCUAUUGAUGAAGGAACGCUAGUCUUGAAUAAAUAUUUUACAUCAGUAUUAGGAUCACAUUUCACUUUGAUUGUGAACCUGACUAUGUUUUGACGAUUUGUUCAUCUCGCAGGACUCACAAGAUCCAAAUCCUCUAAUUCGUGCUUUAGCCGUGAGAACGAUGGGGUGCAUUCGUGUUGACAAAAUCACAGAAUAUUUGUGUGAUCCCCUUCAAAGAUGUCUAAAGGUCUCUUCAAUUAAUCCAUCACGUUCGUUUGAUUGUCUUUUGAUUCUUACUCAAUAUCCUCUCUGUUUCCCUGGGCUUGUGUAGCCGGGUUAUUUCCAAUGACUCUCUUCUUAUUCAAUUCUUUUUUGCUGCAUCAAUUUCAAUAACUAUCUCUUCUUGUGUAGUUUUUCUUUCAGAUAUUGAUGAUAAUUUUCAAUUAUGUAGGAUGAUGAUCCAUAUGUCCGUAAGACAGCAGCAAUUUGUGUUGCAAAGCUUUACGAUAUUAAUGCAGAGUUAGUUGAAGAUAGGGGUUUCUUAGAGACACUCAAGGACAUGAUUUCUGACAGUAAUCCGAUGGUGGUCGCAAAUGCUGUCGCAGCACUUGCUGAAAUACAAGAAAAUAGCACCAGAUUGAUCUUUGAGAUCACCAGCAAUACACUUUCUAAGCUUUUGACGGCUUUAAACGAGUGCAAUGAGUAAGUAUACACUUCGUACCUUUGUUUAAAUUUAGCUUUAGUUGCAAAAGGUGGUUACUAGAGUUUGUUUUUGUGUAUUCUUACUUAUCUUAGUGAUAUGAUGAAAUGAAUUGCCUUAUACAUUAUAUUGUGACGACCAUUAUAAGCACGUAUUCACAUUCAUUCUUUACAUUCUACAGUUCUGGGAGUGCGGAUAUAGGAACCUCGGAAACCAGGAGAGCUUCCUAUUUGACUGGAAAACCGAUGCAUACUUGGCCCUCUUUUCAAUCCACUCUCUAAGAUAGGAACUUCCCCAAUCAGACCUACACUGUACAUAUGUCUGGCAACGCCUUAUAAAGGGUUGACACUAGUUAGGUACUGGCCAAAAAUUUUGAUCAAAUUCCUUUGUGGUUAAUUCGAUCUAUCUUGCUUUUAUCACUUGAAUUUUUUUAACGGUUAAUAUUUCAUUCAAAGAGAAAAUUUCCAGGUAAUGGAAGAAUUUUCUUAAUGACUUUGUGAAAAAUAGAACCAUUUGAAUACAUAUAGCUAUGUUAAUCUUGAAAGUAGAAAAGGACUUGACAAUCCUAGCUGAAAUCUGUCUAUCUAACUCAGUAUGAAACUCAAAGUUACCAUUUGAAUACAUAUAGCUAUGUUAAUCUUGAAAGUAGAAAGGGACUUGACAAUCCUAGCUGAAAUCUAUGUCUAUCUAACUCAGUAUGAACUCAAAGUUUCCAUUUGAAACAUGGUGGACGUGCUUGUUUACUUAGUACGUAAUGUUUUUUCUUUGCCAUGUGGUUUUUAGUUGUCUAUGGUUCUUCCCCUUUCUUCUUUUGUUCAAGUUUUACUGUUUAUCCAUCCAGAGGCCGAUAAAAACCCAUUCUUUUAUAUCUUUGGUUUUACUCCUACAUUGACUUUUAGCCUGUAAUGAAUGAUAACAUAUUGAUUAUCCAGUCUUCAUGAAUCAUUGAAUUCUAGGUUUUGACCGGUCACAGAUGUUUGAUGGAUUCCUUUCAAAGAUAAGUUGAUGUGAAUAUGAGCUGUAAUGUUUUGGAUUGGAGUUGAGAAAUUAUCUCUUGGGAUUCUAUGUGUGGUUCAGUGUGUUUGCUCGGAAAGAACUUUGAUACGGUUUUCACGUGAUAUCAACUCAUAAGAUUGCAUGUAUGAAAAGAAUUAUGGCGCCUAGCAUAAGUGUUUGUGGAUGGUCUAUGCAAAGGGUAUUUCAGCAAGCGCUAGGGCUCCACACUCGUACUUUCCCCAAAUUACCGUUUUCUACGUCAGGUCAAGUACUGAUACGAUUUUCUAUUCGCAGAUGGGGCCAAGUUUUCAUUUUGGAUGCACUCUCGAGGUACAGGGCAGCUGAUGCCCGUGAAGCAGAAAAUAUUGUGGAAAGAGUCACCCCGCGUCUGCAGCAUGCUAAUUGUGCUGUCGUGCUUUCUGCUGUCAAGGUGGGCAGCAAUGAUCAUUAUCCGUUCUUUCUCCGUGCUUUCUGAUUCGUUCUGUAAUUUUUUUAAAGCCAGACACUAAUCCUUGUCCCGAGAACUUAUAAGCUAGUAGCUCAUAGAGUAUGUUCCUUAAUCACUAUGUAAAUCUGACUUAGUAGGCAAUCUUAUGGCAUUGAUUAUAUCAGCAGAUAGUCUGCUAUUAAUUUUUAGGGUCGAUUCAACAUGUAACCAUUGGUAACGUUUUGAUUUCUCACCUGAUUUUAAUUGAUUUUUUUUUCCAUAUAACAACGUCAUGGUUUGGCUUUGUCAGAUGAUUCUUCAGCAGAUGGAACUCAUCACGAGUACCGAUGUCGUCCGCAAUCUUUGCAAAAAAAUGGCUCCUCCUCUGGUGACACUUCUUUCUUCAGAGCCUGAGAUACAAUAUGUAGCGUUGCGCAACAUCAAUCUUAUCGUCCAGAAGCGGCCUACCAUCCUUGCUCAUGAAAUCAAGGUAACAUUUAGCUGUAAUUGAUGAACAUAAAAUUCACAUCUGCGUGUCCACAGCUUAUUAAUGUUCUUAUGACCACCUGUUUCGGCAGGUUUUCUUUUGCAAGUAUAAUGAUCCCAUUUAUGUAAAGAUGGAGAAAUUGGAGAUCAUGAUAAAGCUUGCAUCUGAUCGGAACAUAGACCAGGUAUAGAAACUCAUAUUCUGAUUCCUUCUGUUUUUGGAUUUUUUUUUUUCCCCAGUUCUUGUUAAAAAAUUCAAUUUAUGGUACAACUACAGUGGUCAGUGAGAAUUCUUAUCCUAUAAAGGAUCAUGUGCCUUUUUCUUUUCUUUUUUCUUCCAUUCAAACAGAUCUAUUCUAUCAAAUAUUUUCUACCCCCUGUUUCCUUCCACCAUUUCUGUUCGUUCGCGUGUUCUAAGCAUCUGGAUCAUUGUCACCAUGCUUCCUGCUUCGCUAUGAACACCACUUGAAGAUAUCUAACCAUCAUCUUUCUGUCUCUGGUGUUGCUUUCUAGGUUCUGCUGGAGUUCAAAGAGUACGCCACGGAGGUAGAUGUAGAUUUUGUUCGGAAGGCAGUCCGCGCGAUUGGCCGUUGUGCUAUCAAGUUGGAGAGAGCGGCUGAGCGAUGCAUCAGCGUUUUGCUCGAACUGAUAAAGCUGAAGGUGAAUUACGUGGUACAGGAGGCGAUCAUAGUUAUUAAAGACAUUUUUAGACGCUAUCCUAACACGUAAGUCCCAGUCUUAUAUAUAUAUAUAUAUAUAUAUAUAUAGUCCGUUGACCCUAUACUCCCAUCUGUGGAAUUAUGUUAUGUUCAUCCUUGAUGGUUGACCAUUUUCUUACUCCCCUGUGGCAGCUAUGAGUCAAUCAUUGCAACGCUUUGUGAGAGCCUAGACAACCUUGAUGAACCAGAGGCUAAGGUAUUAAAAAAGAAGAAGUAAACUUCGUUGACUUUUUUCGCCGGUGUUCCUCCACUCAUCUUCUGAGCAUGAAUCCUAUUUGUAGGCAUCGAUGAUCUGGAUUAUCGGUGAAUAUGCGGAGAGGAUCGACAAUGCCGAUGAACUGCUCGAAAGCUUUCUCGAAAGCUUCCCAGAGGAGCCUGCUCUUGUGCAGCUGCAGUUGCUGACUGCCACCGUCAAGUUGUUUCUUAAAAAGCCAACUGAAGGCCCACAGCAGAUGAUCCAGGUUCUUGCAGUUGACUUUUUACGCCCUUACCCUUGCAUGAUUAUCUUACUCUUUCUCUCUGUCCACCCUUCUGAGAUUACUUUUUUUGGCAGAUAUAACGCCUAAUUCUGAGCUAGGAUUCCAUCUAGGUUCUAUAAUAAUAAGAAUAAUAUAUAAAAAAAACUGAACACCGCAUUGGAACAUCUAAAUCUGGGUGAGGUUUAGCUGGAUGGUGUCAUCCGUUUCUUGCCCCCUUUCUGACAUUUAGUCCGAGAUUGUUGGAGGAAAUGAUAAGAAGAAGAAUAACAGGGAUGAAGAAGGCAGUUUAUUUUAUUCCAUGUGAUGUUCCUCCGGAGGAAUUUUUCUCUGCGUUCGCUUUGAGAUGCCUUUUGACCUUUUCUCUCGACUUUCAUGGCUCAGGUCGUUCUGAACAACGCCACCGUCGAAACUGACAACCCCGACCUGAGGGACCGUGCUUACAUAUACUGGCGACUUCUCUCCACCGAUCCUGAGGUAAUUACCUGCACCCCAAAAUGUCAACGCCAUGAUCAAAGUAGACGAGAUAACGCGCACCCACUUUUUGAGAAGGGGCGGGAGGUAGGGGUACUUGCACCCCAAAAGUCAACCCCUUGAUCAAAGUAGUAGACAAGAUAACCCACACCCAUUUUUGGGCAGGGUGGAAGGUAGUGUUUAUGGUCCCAAAAAGUCAACGUCAUUAUUAUUACAGUAGAUAAAAGAUAGCCCGGACCUAUUUCUGGGCGGUGGCGGGAGGUAGUAGUGUACUAGCACUCAAAAGUCAGCGCCUUGAUCAAAGUAGACAGGAGAUAUCCCUCACCAACUUUUGGGCAGGGACGGGACGAGGCAGUUCACCUCGCUCCUCCCCUGAUGAUUUUCUGGAUGGAGUCAACCUCUCUCUCUCUCUUGCUCACUCUUUCUCUCUCUACACCAGGCAGCGAAGGACAUUGUUCUGGCGGAGAAGCCGGUGAUCAGCGACGACUCCAACCAGCUCGAUGCCUCUCUCCUGGACGAGCUCCUCGCCAACAUUGCCACCCUCUCCUCCGUCUUCCACAAGCCCCCCGAGGCCUUCGUCACCCGCGCCAAGCCCUCCGCUCCCAGACCCGACGACGACGACUUCCCCGACGGCGGGGAGCCCACCGCCUACUCCGAGUCCCUUUCCCAGGGCUCCGACCGUGCUUCCGCUGCUCCGCCGCCGUCCUCCUCCGGUGCUCCGCAGCCGCCUGCUCCGGCCGCUGUGCCGGACCUCCUUGGCGACCUGAUCGGCCUCGACAACGCCCUCGUCCCCGUCGACCAGCCCGCCGCUGCCCCCCGGUAAGAAACAUCGCCCUAAUUUCUGCACUAAUUUCUCUUCCUCUUCUCCUCCGCACUGAUUUCGCCGUGAUUUCCCGCAGACCUUCCCUCCCGAUCCUCCUGCCGUCGUCCAAUGGGCAGGGCCUGCAGAUCAGCGCUCAGCUCACCCGCCGCGACGGCCAGGUCUUCUACAGCCUGCUCUUCGAGAACAGCUCUCUCGCCGCCCUUGACGGAUUCAUGAUCCAGUUCAACAAGAACACCUUCGGCCUCGCCGCCGCCGGCCCCCUCCAGGCACAUACCACCGACGAGCUCCAUAUAUGAAUUCUCUAAUCUCUGUUUUCUCCGAUCGGAUCGAGAAGGAAAUUCAUUCGUCUUCUCGCUUGCAGGUGCCGUCGCUGCAACCGGGAUCGUCGGCCACGACGCUCCUGCCGAUGGUGCUGUUCCAGAACGUCCUCCCGGGCCCUCCGAGCUCGCUGCUACAGGUGGCGGUGAAGAACAACCAGCAGCCGGUCUGGUACUUCAACGACAAGAUCCCCCUCCAGGCGCUGCUAAUGGAGGACGGGAAGAUGGAGCGCCAGAGCUUCCUCGAGGCAAGCAUCAAAUCCUACUAGCCUCCUCAGAACUUCCUUGAAAGAAUCCGCAUAAACCCUAGCCUCGGAUCAUCGAGGAUACGUUCUGGUUAUUGACGGGGGAGGAGCUUGGGGGUGCUGCAGACAUGGAAGUCCUUGCCGGAUGCGAACGAGGUGGCGAAGGAGCUGCCGAGCGCCGUCCUCCAGAGCGUAGACGGCACGGUGGAGCGGCUGGCGGCGGCGAACGUGUUCUUCGUGGCGAAGAGGAAGAACGGCAACAAGGACGUCCUCUACCUCUCCGCCAAGGUUCCCCCCAGCGUCAUCUUCCUCGUGGAGCUCACCGCCGCCGCCGGCGUCCCCGGCGUCAAGUGCGCCGUCAAGACCCCCAACCCGGAGAUGUCCCUCCUCUUCUUCGAGGCCAUGGAGGCCCUCCUCAAGUAA